Molecule: messenger RNA, 1214 nt
Organism: Papaver somniferum (opium poppy)
Lineage: Eukaryota; Viridiplantae; Streptophyta; Magnoliopsida; Ranunculales; Papaveraceae
Product: L-arabinokinase-like
Exons: 9
Coding region: 1-1011 (336 amino acids)
Biological process (GO): galactose metabolic process
Cellular component (GO): cytosol
Molecular function (GO): L-arabinokinase activity; galactokinase activity
Source: RefSeq, a predicted model, not a curated record
AUGCCUCCUGCAUCUAAAGUUGUUACUGGUACAAAGAAACGAAUCUGGCAUGAGAUUAUUCGAAGAUUGGCUCUUGAAUGUGUGACUGUCAUGCUAACAGCUAGAGAUGAAAAGAUAGGAUCAAAUACAGUAUCAUUGCUUGUGUCGGAUGUUGUUCCUAUUGCAUGUCGGGCAGAACAUUUAUACGAUAAGGAACACAAACUUGCCUAUCUUCUGACGAUCCCCUCCCAUAUACGAUUCUGGGGUAUUGAUUCAGGAAUUCGACAUAGUGUCGGUGGUGCAGACUAUGGAUCUGUGAGAAUAGGUGCCUUUAUGGGGCGUAAAAUCAUCAAGUCUAUUGCGUCAGGGUCGUUGCCUAAUUCAUCAUCCAGUGCUAAUACACCAGAGCAAGUAAAUGAACUCGAAGAAGAUGGUAACGAACUACGUGAAGCUGAAGCUUCCCUUGAUUAUCUAUGUAAUCUUGCGCCUCACAGAUAUGAAGCAGUGUAUGAAAAGAAGCUUCCGGAAUCUAUACUUGGGGAAACAUUCUUGGAAACCUACCUUGACCACAAACGCAGUUAUGCAGUUAAAGCACCGGCCAGACAUCCAAUCUAUGAGAAUUUCCGUGUCAAGGCUUUUAAAGCACUACUAACAGCUGUAUCAUCUAAUGACCAAUUUUCUGCUCUUGGAGAACUCGUGUACCAGUGUCAGUACAGUUAUAGUGCUUGUGGACUUGGAUCUGAUGGAACGGAUGGGCUAGUAAAAUUGGUGCAGGAAAUGCAACACUGUAAAGUGUCUAAAUCUGAAAAUGGAACUCUGUUCGGAGCAAAGAUUACUGGUGGAGGCUCCGGUGGCUCUGUUUGCAUACUAGGAAGGAACUGUCUAACAAGCAGCGAACAGAUUCUAGAGAUUCAGAAAAUGUACAAAGCUGCCACAGGAUUCAAGCCAUUUGUUUUUGAAGGUUCUUCCCCAGGUGCCGGAGAGUUUGUGUAUCUGAAAAUUCGGCGCCGUUUUCCACCAACAGAAGCUUAGUUUUCCCCCCUCUAACAAUCCGAAGCACUUUUGAGUAAUUUUUUUCAUUCUGAUUUUACUAUUGUUUGUAGUUAUUAAGAUUCUAAUUCUUGUUAUUGAGACUACUAGAAUUAUGAAUCAUCUAUAAGUUAAGUCGUAAGUUGUAACCCUUCAUUUUCUGAAAGGGUUGUUUCUGUAAUAGAAAGAAAAAUCAUUCAUGCCAA